Molecule: messenger RNA, 1044 nt
Organism: Oryza sativa Japonica Group (Japanese rice)
Lineage: Eukaryota; Viridiplantae; Streptophyta; Magnoliopsida; Poales; Poaceae
Source: RefSeq, a predicted model, not a curated record
CCAUCGCCUCCACACCCCAGCACAAACCGACUCGGCCGCUGGCCCGCUGCUGCUGCUGCUGCACACGCCAUUUUUGAAUGUGAGAAAGAGAGGGAAACCCAACCAGGAGAGGGCAAUGCCGAGGUCGUCGUCCUCCUCCAAGCCGAUUCUCGGGAGGGCCAUGGCGAUCCUGGCGCUCCCGCUGACCCCGAUAUCCAAGGCCAAGGGCCCCAUCGCCAGGAACCUGCUGCUCUUCAAGAAGCGCGGCGCCGCCGGGAAGGCUCGCCGGAUGCUGUCGUCGUACGGGUACAAGCCGCACCGCCACUACAACUACGACUACGUCGGGGAGUACCAGUUCUCCCCCUCCAGCUCCCCGCUCAUCGCGUACCCUCCGGGCGUCUCGUCGUGGCGGAGGGCCACCAAGAAGCGGAGGAGCAAGGCCAGGAUGAUCCUCGCCUCCCUCCUCUGCGGCGGCGACGGCGACCUCGACGUCGCCGUGCUCGACGGCUUGCCUCGAGCCGACGAGCCGCGCGCCGCCGUGGAGUGGGAAGAGUGCCGCCGCGACGGCGGCGGCGCGUACGGCGAGGGUGAUCAGUACGAGGAGGAGGAAGAGGAGGAGGACGACGAGGGGGUCGACGGCCGGGCGGAGCGGUUCAUCGAGAGGUUCUACGAGGAGAUGAGGCUGCAGAGGCAGCGCUCUCUGGUCCAGCGUCUCCUCUGAAUCGAGCCAUCCAGCUCUGCUCUGCUCAAUGGCCUCUGCUCUGCCUUCGCUGCGUUGGAUCGCUUCACUGCCUCUUCUGCUGCCGUAGCUUCUUGGUAGGAUUAAAUUGUCGCUAUCUUAGCUGCAGCUUCUUCAUGUUCUUGUUACUUCGUUGCAUCGUUUUACCGUUGCUGCUGUAUCUGUUUAUCAGUCUGUGGGGAGAACUUUCUUUUCCCUGCUUCAAUUCAGUCUUUACAUUUCCAUGUGUUUUGUGUACUACCCUUGUUGAGCUUGAAUAUUUGUCCUGUGCUAUCUUUCUUUUUACUCUGAUGGCACAUUCAGUAAUACCAUGGUUUCUGUCAGAA